This is a messenger RNA of Branchiostoma floridae (Florida lancelet), 1166 nucleotides long. RefSeq names its product kininogen-1-like. Lineage: Eukaryota; Metazoa; Chordata; Leptocardii; Amphioxiformes; Branchiostomatidae. The record is from RefSeq and is a predicted model, not a curated record. Gene Ontology annotation, molecular function: cysteine-type endopeptidase inhibitor activity.
UGGCGGGGCCGAGGAGAUGACUGCAGCCGAGCUGGCCGACCCAGCCCUGCUGGAGAUCGCCAACUUCGCUGUCAGCAGGAUCGACGAGUGGACCAACGGCAUUUACAGGUCCAAGCUGGUGCAGGUUCUGUCAGGCAAGCGGCAGGUUGUGGCUGGCUACAAGUACAUCCUUGAAUUGGAAAAGGCCACCACUACCUGCCCCAAGAUGGGUAUGAUUACCUUGGAGGACUGUCCUCUACACCCGGACUACACGAACGAGAUCUGCCAUGUGGAGAUAUAUGUCGUUCCGUGGACCGGAGAACGCGAAGUGCUGGAACAGGGCUGUAGACAGAAACCGACCAAGCGCCAGUUCGGCGGUCUGGCCGGAGGACUGCACCCCACGGACACCAACAGCCCAAAAGUGUUGGAGAUUGCAGCUUUCGCUGUGGAUACAAUCAACGACCAAAGCAACUCCAUGUACCUCAGCAAACUGGUCCAUAUCCACAGUGCGAGCACUCAGGUUGUUGCCGGUGUUAACUACCACUUGGAACUGGAGAUCGGUGCCACCACCUGCUCCAAGGGAGACUCCGUCAGUCUAGAGGACUGCGACAUCGACCAGAACGGACGAGUUGAGAUCUGUAUGGUGACUGUGUUUGACCAAUCUUGGACCGGGACCCGUGAAGUCAUCUCAAUGACAUGCAGCCCUAAGGUUGCUGUAAAGCGGCAGUUCCUGGCGGGAGGACUGAUGCCUGCAGACACUAACAACCAGGGCAUCCAGCAUCUCGCCUCGCUGUCAGUGGACCACAUCAACACCAUGAGGAACGCUCCUACCCUCAGUAAGCUGGUGGAGGUCACCAGCGCGCAGUAUCAGGUUGUGGCAGGUAUGAAGUACUACCUGACGAUGGAGAUCGGCACCACCAGCUGCUCCAGCAGCGACAGCACCGUCCUGCUGGCCGACUGCGCCGUCCUGCUCGGUGGCGGGCGCGAGAUGUGUGACGUAGAAGUGUUGGACCAGCCGUGGAUCGGGGAGCCACAGGUCCUGACCUUCUCCUGUACGCCCAAACAGCUCUUUCCGUGAGAGCAUACUGGACAUCACAAUGGGAACACUUCAAACAUGAGAAGACUGUGCUUCACAUUUAAACGUCUUUGUUUGAAAUAAAUGCACGAAGGUGUAAAUGAGCAUUGGA